AUGGGAAAUGAUCAAUCCUGUGGCAUUUGUGGGAUAAGUACCGUCAGGAUUCGGAUGCACCAUGGAGUUGUUCGUGAAUUGAAUGAAGUGAGAUUUGUUCAUCAACUGAAGAAGAAUCUUAUUUCUGUUAGAACUUUGGAGGCAAAUGGAUUCAAUGUGACAUUUGAGACAACCAAGGGAUCUUUGGUAGUGAUGAAGGGAGUCUACAACAAGAAUCUUUAUUAUCUGAAGGGAAGCACUGAGAUUGACCAGGUAGCUUUAGCUGUUUCAGAGGCGGAUCAUUUGGCUGGGCACUUGCAGCGGGAGCCUCACCAGCCUCCCCCUCGUACAGAACCUGGUGUUAGAGAGUUUCGGUAUAGACGACCUCCUUCUUUCUCCGGUGCCGAAGGACCACUAGCAGCAGAAGAGCUCCUGAAGGUUACCGAGACUAUCCUUACGGUGACCCGCAUUGCCCCUGCAGAGUGGGUGGACCUUAUGGAUGUCCAGCUCACUGAUACGGCUCGAAUCUGGUGGGCUGCUAAGAAGACACACCUGGAGAGGCCGAUUCUGUGGGAAACGCUCACGGAACGCUUCAAUAAGAAGUAUUUUCCACAGUCAGCCCGGGAUGAGCUUCUGCGUAGAUUUGUUGAGCUAAAGCAGGGAGGACGAAAAGUUGAUGAGUAUGAAGCUGAGUCCUCUUCUCUUAGUCGGUAUGCUCCCCAUCUGGUUACCGACCCGACUAUUAGGAAGCAUCAGUUCCAGAAGGGUCUGGACAAGUAUAUCAGGUUGGCUCUGGCUGGUAGAGCACUUACGUCUCAUGACACCGUACUGGAUGCAGCGCGUGAGAUCGAGAGUGUUCAGAAGGAACCAGAAGAUCCACAUGUGGUUCAGAGUAGGACACCAGUAGCUCCAUCCCAAAAUGUCGAGCGUCCCCCUCUGAGACAGCAGCAGGCUCCGCAGAGGCAACAGUUUUCCCAACGACAACCACUUCAUCUAGGCCACCCCUAUCAGCACCCUGGAGUGCAGACUCUUGGCCAGCCUUCGAUAAAGUGUUCCUAUUGUAGCCACGUUGGGCAUACUUAG
Molecule: messenger RNA, 1062 nt
Organism: Asparagus officinalis (garden asparagus)
Lineage: Eukaryota; Viridiplantae; Streptophyta; Magnoliopsida; Asparagales; Asparagaceae
Exons: 2
Coding region: 1-1062 (353 amino acids)
Source: RefSeq, a predicted model, not a curated record